AUCACCCAAGACGGAAGCAGAUCCACAACUCGCUGUUCAGUACAGCAACAUGGUGCGUUAGGGUUUCACCAACACGGUGGGGAUUGGUUGUUGUUGCGUGUGAGUGAGCCCAGUGCAUCAUCCUUCGCAGAGUCGACGAGCUUGCGCAGGGCUCGAUUGGAUUACAAAGGCCAAGCGGCAUCGCUCGUGGUCGCUGGGUGAGGGUGAAGCGGCGAGCAUUCACGGAUGAGUGCACCAACAGGGCCUCAUUGCCGCAUUGUUACACUCUGCACCUUUCAGGUCCCUCGUCUGCUGGCCAAAAGACGAAUCUUUGCAGAGAUUCGGCGAAGUAUAUCUCCGAAUGCUCUGCCACGUAUCAGUAGUCCGCAACCCCGUUCUGGCAUUGAAACAAUUAUCAUCUCUUUUGCCUGGCUGUCGAUUGUGCUUUUUCCUAUCUAAUCUGCCUCCUGAGAGACUGGAUUUUACAGCACUUUUGCUCCAAAUUCGCUGAUUUGGGGCCACACACAUGUGUGACAGCAAAUCGACCACUAGGCUGCUUGUUCUGAGCAGAUGUUGUGAGCUUGUUGUGGCAUCAGCGUUGGUGACAGUCUGAGGGCAGAGAGUUGCAGUUUCGAACACCCUGUUGUUAACGCCAGGCCACAUGCUGCGCUUUCAAUUGCCUUCCUGGGAUCAGAGGGAAGAGCAGUGCGAUGUAAUCACCUGCGAGUAGUCUCUAGAUAUGAAUAUAGAAAGCUUUGGAUUCACUUUCGCACUUAUCAGGUGUCGAGGUGGCCCCAAAUUUUGUACGGACUGUACUCAGACUGUCAUUUUCCUUAGUUCCGUCUUAUUUUGCACUGAUACACCUGGUUCUUACUUAAAACUUAGGAAGUUUGCUGCGAUCGUUGAAGCAAGGGCACCUAGAAGCUGAAUUCGAGUCAUCAUGGUUUUCUCAGGAGCUCCUCGAUUGAUGGUCGUUUCAGACCUUGAUAAUACAAUGGUUGAUCACAAAGAUGACUCUUAUACAUCGCUUCUGCGCUUUGGCUCUCUGUGGCAAGCAGAUUACGAGCAUGACUCUUUACUUGUCUAUUCGACGGGAAGGUCUCCUGCUUUGUAUGCCGAACUGCGGGAAGAGGUUCCCUUGAUCACACCCGGCAUCACCAUCAUGUCGGUCGGGACGGAAAUCAGGUAUGGGGAUACCAUGGAACCCGAUCACGGGUGGGAGGAGGAGCUCAAUCAGGGCUGGGAUCGAGAAGCGAUUGUCGAGGAGGGGAAGAAAUUAAAUUUGAAAUUCCAGGUGGAUUCAGAGCAGCGACCACAUAAAGUGAGUUUCUACGUGGACAAAGCUCAAGCUGACGAAGUUAUAAAAACCUUGAUAGAAAGGUUCAAAGAGCGUCAGUUGAAUGCCAAGAUCAUAUACAGCGGAGGAGUCGAUCUUGAUGUGCUUCCAACAGGAGCUGGAAAAGGUCAAGCGCUUGAAUACUUGAUGAAGAAGCUGAAAGCUGAAGGCCGCGCUCCUGGCCAUACUCUUGUGUGUGGUGACUCAGGAAAUGACGCCGAGCUCUUUGCUGUGUCGGACGUUUAUGGAGUUAUUGUGGGGAAUGCUAUGGAGGAGCUUCUUAAAUGGCAUUCGGAGUAUCAAGGAGACAAAACCCAUAUCUACCUGGCGAAAGAAAGGUGUGCAGCAGGUAUUCUCGAGGCUAUGCAACAUUUUGACCUGCAGCCCAACGUUUCUCCACGUCUGAAGUUCCAAGCAUAUGAUGCAGCUUCUGAAUUGAGUGUGUCCACUGUCGCUCACAUGGUUGUUGAAUAUCUGCUCCUGAUGGAGCAGUGGCUGAAAGCCGUCGUUGAAAACACCGACGCUGUUUUUAACCGUCUGAAAGCAUCACUGGCACCUGAUGCCAGCUAUGUUCACGCCUAUGGAAUAAUAACUAAUCCUCACGAGGAAAUCGAUACGAUGCGGGAGUUACAUGGUGUAAAGAAAAAUAAACCCUUUUUUAUUUGGGUCGAUCGGAUUCGGAUAGAGCAACUAUCAGAUACCAUGUAUCUUGCAAGAUUCGACAAGUGGGAGAAAUCGAGCUCUGGACUCUCUUGUGCAAUCACAACUGCUCUUCUGCAAACAAAGAGUGACGCCCCGAACGGAUUACUGUGGAAGUUGAUCCACGAGACAUGGCUUACUGGUCGUGAAGGGAGUGGAGCUCCUAAAUCGGCAGAUUCAACGACACAUGUUACAGGGAAGGAAGGUCCAUUGAAGGAAGUCCUCAAGUUAUAACAAGCUUGGGAUUCCAUUAUUCUUAUUCCGCUGCUGUUUAUGAUCUGCAUCAUGGUUUGACCAUGGUCUUCGACGUUGACGUUUGUCGGUGCACGUACCGACUAGUCUAAUAUUUUUUAUUCUGUUAUCUAAUGUAUUUCAUAUUGACAGAACCCAUUCAGGUUGCUUUAUUGCCCCAUCUUGUGUGGGUGUUUCUUAGUGACCUCUUAAGUAACCUCUGAAAUCAACUGAAAUGGGUGUGAUUCUCAGUAAAUCAAAACAGAUUUGAAAUAUAUUCAAUACACAUGCUUUCAAAGCAUAAAAUUAGAAAACACAGAAAGCAAAUCUAAAACUACUUGAUAAUGAUAA
Molecule: messenger RNA, 2596 nt
Organism: Physcomitrium patens
Lineage: Eukaryota; Viridiplantae; Streptophyta; Bryopsida; Funariales; Funariaceae
Product: putative sucrose-phosphatase 2
Biological process (GO): sucrose biosynthetic process
Molecular function (GO): sucrose-phosphate phosphatase activity; magnesium ion binding
Source: RefSeq, a predicted model, not a curated record